This is a messenger RNA of Pelecanus crispus (Dalmatian pelican), 2151 nucleotides long. The record is from RefSeq and is a predicted model, not a curated record. NCBI's taxonomy places the organism in Eukaryota, Metazoa, Chordata, Aves, Pelecaniformes, Pelecanidae.
UUACCCGCUGCUGAAGCUGCCGCUGCCUGGAACAGGACCUGUGGAGUACAGCACCCCGGUGAAGGAUUACUCUCCACCCGCUCCAGACGCGGGUCUGCAGCAAGGGGAUCUCAGCGAGCAUCCCGACUGGUAUGUUGGUGCUCCUGUGGCCUACAUUCAGCAGAUCUUUGUGAAAGCGACCGUCUCCCCAUGGCAGAAGAACUUCCUUGCUGUUGAUGUAUUCCGUUCACCGCUGUCCCGCGUCUUCCAGCUAGUGGAGGAGAUUAGAAACCAUGCCCUGAGAGACAGUUCUGGUGUCAAAAGCUUGGAGGAAGUUUGCCUUCAGGUAACAGAUCUUCUGCCUGGCCUCAAGAAGCUGCGGAAUCUGCUCCCCGAACACGGCUGUCUGUUGCUGUCUCCAGGGAAUUUCUGGCAGAAUGACCGAGAGCGAUUCAAUGCUGACCCAGAUAUCAUCAAAACCAUCUACCAGCAUGAACCAAAGACAUUGCAAACAUCAGCUACUCUCAAAGAUCUGUUGUUUGGGCUCCCUGGGAAGUACAGUGGGGUGAACCUCUAUAAUAGGAAGCGGGUGGUAUCGUACACUGUCACACUGGGUCUCCGGCGAUAUGAUUCCAGGUUCCUCAGCAGCCUCCGCUCUCGCCUCAAGCUGCUGCAUCCCAGCCCUAACUGCACACUGCGAGAGGAGAACAUCGUUCACGUCCACUUCAAGGAAGAGAUUGGCAUUGCUGAGCUGAUACCCCUCGUCACCACCUACAUUAUACUCUUCGCUUACAUCUACUUCUCCACACGGAAGAUUGACAUGGUGAAAUCGAAGUGGGGUCUGGCACUGGCAGCGGUCGUGACGGUGCUCAGCUCUCUGCUCAUGUCUGUUGGGCUGUGCACGCUAUUUGGUUUGACACCUACUCUUAAUGGAGGCGAAAUAUUUCCAUACUUGGUUGUAGUGAUUGGCCUAGAGAACGUGCUCGUUCUCACCAAGUCAGUUGUCUCUACGCCCGUUGACCUGGAAGUGAAGCUACGCAUCGCCCAAGGCUUGAGCAAUGAGAGCUGGUCGAUUAUGAAGAAUAUGGCGACCGAGCUUGGGAUCAUCUUGAUCGGGUAUUUCACCCUCGUCCCAGCCAUCCAGGAGUUCUGCCUCUUCGCUGUGGUCGGCCUGGUGUCUGACUUCUUUCUGCAGAUGUUUUUCUUCACUACCGUGCUGUCCAUUGACAUUCGCCGUAUGGAGCUCGCUGAUCUGAACAAACGGUUGCCAGCAGAAGCCUGCAUGCCCCCAGCGAAGCCUGUCAGCCGCUCUCAGCGCUACGAACGCCAGCCAGCUAUGCGACCCGCCACCCCCCACACCAUCACCCUGCAGCCAUCGUCUUUCAGGAAUCUGCGCCUGCCAAAGAGGCUGCGGGUGAUCUACUUCUUCGCCAGGACACGGCUGGCCCAGAGACUCAUCAUGGCUGGGACGGUGAUCUGGAUUGGAAUCCUGGUUUACACGGAUCCUGCUGGUCUCCGCACCUACCUCACAUCCCAGGUCACCGAACAGAGUCCUUUGGGUGAAGCAGGUCUGCCUCCUAUGCCUGUUCCUGGAGGGGUCCUUCCUGCUGGGGACCCCAAGAUUGAUCUCUCAGUCUUCCCGUCGGACCCUAUACAGCUGUCAGAAAACCAGACGCAGCAGCGGGAGCAGAAGUCAGGGCUGGAGUCCCUGAGCGGGCUGGAGACAAACCAGCACACUUGGGCCCACGGACCAGAGGGCAAAGGGAAUGGACAGACGGAGCUUGGAGCUGAAGCAGAGGUUACCUGGGGAGCAGAGGAUGAGGAGAUUUGGAGGAAGCUUUCCUUCAGACACUGGCCAUCCCUCUUCAGCUACUACAAUAUCACUCUGGCCAAAAGGUACAUCAGCAUCCUUCCAGCAAUCCCUGUCACGCUGUACCUGAACCCACAAGAGGCCUUAGAAGUGCGGCAUCCCCAGGAGGCUAACCGCUACCACCCCUUCCUAUCUUCAAGCGGUGGGAAGCAGGAUGCUGAAGCUCAGCCUGACCAAGCCUCAUCCAAGCUGCAAGGGCACCAGGAUGUCACCCUUUACAAGUAAAAGAGUCCUUGAUACAGCCUUCUGACUAUGCCUUAACUCCCUUGGAGACAUGGGCUGCUCUUUGGCUCUUCUCCUGG